Molecule: messenger RNA, 1856 nt
Organism: Aspergillus steynii IBT 23096
Lineage: Eukaryota; Fungi; Ascomycota; Eurotiomycetes; Eurotiales; Aspergillaceae
Product: ketopantoate reductase family protein
Exons: 1
Coding region: 279-1529 (416 amino acids)
Biological process (GO): pantothenate biosynthetic process
Cellular component (GO): cytoplasm; mitochondrion
Molecular function (GO): 2-dehydropantoate 2-reductase activity; NADP binding
Source: RefSeq, a predicted model, not a curated record
UCCGCCCGGCGAUUGUUGCGACCUUCUUCAUCCUGGGCUCUGUCGAGUCGUAUGAUUCUUCUGGUCUUCCUAUUUAACCUCCGUGUCAGAAUGCGCAAUUGAGGGUCUUGUGAUUCUCAAUCCCACUGCGCCUAUCCUACCUACCGGCUGUGGUUGUGCCUCCGCGCCACUCGUUCAAAGUGUUGUACAUACUAGGGCGCCGUCCGCUUCUGCGGGCCGGCAUUUCAGAUUUAUCUCGCUAUACGCGAAGUAAUAUCCAAUGGGACUCUUACCGUCGCAUGAUGUCGACGUGGAUCCAGGAUGCAGACGAAUUGUCAAGGGACAGCGGGAAACGUCGAUUAUCCGGUCGCAUACACAUUCUCGGAGUGGGCAAUGUCGGCACCUUCGUCGCUCACUCUCUUGCGAGUCGUCCAUCUCCGCCACCCGUUACACUUCUCCUGCACAAUCCAGACUUAUAUAAGACCUGGCUGCAUAGGAAGAAGUGCUUGUCGCUCGGUUCAAAUGGCCUCGACGAUGUGAAAACGGGCUUCGACAUCAACGUCCUUGGCGACAAGACAUGGCAUUCUCUGCCUUACUGGAACCAGGAUGGUACGCCAAACGAGGGCACCGAGGGCGCGGAGGAGGGAGACCCCGAUAUCGAAGGGGCACUGGCCCAUUCGGCCGAAGAUGAUGGACCCAUCGAGUGUUUAAUCGUGGCUGUCAAGGCACCGAUGACUAGAGUUGCUAUGGAGUCCAUCAGUCACCGUCUGACGCCCGAUUCCACGGUACUUUUCCUCCAGAACGGCAUGGGGGUCAUCGAUGAGCUCAACAAGACGGUCUUUACGGAUCCGCAUAGUCGACCUCACUAUAUGCAGGGUAUCGUGUCCCACGGCCUGGCGCGGCGAACACCGGGUCGUUUCUCGGUCGUGCAUACCGGCGUUGGAACGACCGUCUUGGGCGUGGUUCCACCCCCUGGUACCGUGUCUCCGGCCAACGAGGCAGAAGUGGACUGGGCGCCGAGUACCAAAUAUCUCCUGCGCACCUUGACUCUCACGUCGCCGCUUGUUGCGGUUGCUGAACCCCCGUCCGCCCUCAUGCUAUACCAACUUGAGAAGGUUGCCAUGAAUUCGGUGAUCAACCCGCUAACGGCCGUGAUGGAUUGCGAGAAUGGCGAGCUUCUUUACAACUAUAGCUUUACUCGGAUCAUGCGCCUGCUUCUCAUGGAGAUCUCAAGCGUGGUCUGUGCUCUACCGGAAUUGCAGGGCAUUCCCGGCAUUGAAAGCCGGUUCUCUCCAGAACGGCUGCGAUGGAUGGUGACGCAGCUAGCCAAUCAAACAGCCAAGAACCACAGCUCGAUGCUGCAAGAUGUACGGGCAGGAAAGACGACCGAGAUUGAGUACAUGAACGGCUAUAUCGUGCGCAGGGGUGAAGAGCUGGGCAUCAAGUGUGUGGUGAACUAUAUGAUGAAGCAUUUGGUUCUCGCCAAGAAGGAAAGUACAAAGCAGAGAGAGGCGGGUGCUAUUCCGGUUGACCUGCUCAAUGCCAUUUAAUCGAAUCAUUUUGUAUUAUAUUGCUCAUCCCUCGGCCGUCCGAAUUGCCAGGAUGAUAUAUUCCAGAAUUUAUACCCAGGAGCUUUCCAUUCUCUAGCAAGAUACGGUCUGGAGGGCUUGGUCACAGAGAGUUUUGAUCUGUGUCCAGCGCUUAAGCAAGGCUUUGACCUUGUCCGAACCUUUGAGGUCUGCUUCUUGAGACCCUGCCUUUUCUAGUGAUGCGAUCACCGUGUCUGCUUCGUUGGCAUACGUCUUGAUCCAUUCUCGGAUUAUAGCCUCCGAUUUAGCUGCAUCAAAGUUCUUGGUAGAGUAGCCAAGGGUAUAGUU